AAAAGAAUAAAGAAAACAAAAUGGAAAGCAGCUAGGCUGCGUUUAAAAAGAAGAAAGAAAAAAAAAGAAAAAAAAAUAAAAUUGAGGAGGAGAUCAGAUUUGAUUUUUUUUGAGAGGCUGCCAGCACUUUUGCUUGUCGGCAGAAGGAAAGAAAAGGAUUCAGCCGCACAAACCAUUUACACUCUCAGGCCGCAGGGCAAAGGAGAAUUCAGCGGCAAGUAGUUCUUGGCCAGAGAAAAAAUAGACAGGCAUGGUAUAGGCGAGCAGCAGGUCGAAGAAAGCUUAGCAGGAAGAAGAACAUAACAACAGCAACAAUUCCGGUUUCAUCUUUCCCUUUCAAACUUCAAUAAGCUUUAAGCUUUAAUUCCUGUAUUAAUUCAUACUCCGAAUUUCUGUUUACUUGGAUAAUUGAGUUGUGAAUGAUGUUUAUUUACUGUUUAAUUUCAUCUACAAAUUACUCUAGCUGUUUUAUUAAUAGUGUUAGUUUCAUGAUAAUUAUGUUAGGCUAAAUUUCCAUGGGGUUUAGAUUUGGAUAGAAUUUAGGUUAAUGGGUGUUCUUAAAUAUUGAAUUAAAUUUAGGAACUUUCUCCAGUUUUUAGGACUAGUUGUUUGAGAUGAAAUUGAAAGAGUAAUUUGUGAAAUUGAUCACUUCAAUUGCGAACUUUUGGAAGAUUAAUUCUUUCUUGUCUAUGAGUUUGGAAUUAAUUUAGCUCACAUCUCAUACACCCUAAACUAAGUCUAGAAAUAGAACAUGUUAGGGGAAUUAAAAUUAAAUUCUUGUCUAUGAGAAUUAAUGUCACUAUUCUUAAUUAGAUUGGAGAAAUUAUCCCAUUUUUAUUCAUAACCAAUGACACUCAAGAUCCUUAAAUCCAAAUCUAAACCCCACUUUUAAUUAGUUAAUUUUUGGUUACUAGUCACAUUGAAUUUACCUUUUAGUAUUUUAUUUUCGAAACAUUCCUCUACUACAUGUUUGCUAGUUUAAUAUUUUAAUUAGUUAAUAUUCUCUCUCAAGUUAUUUUGCAUGUUCACUAGUUUUAGUUUACUCAUUAAUGUCAUUUAAUUAAAUUCUUCGUUACUACUUUUGUUAUUUAUUUUUAUUUCUUUAAUCACUAUCACAAUUAAUCGUUUGAGAAAGCUUGCAAUGACUCGUACUAACCGGUGACCAAUAUUGAAACCAACACUUCCCUCCGCCACUCCUCAGAGACACGAUACUCGGGGAAAAACCGAAAGGUUAGACUCCGUUUUACUACAACGCCGCGUAAGCGGGUUAUUACCCUCACUCCGAUAAUUGGCUAGAAGCCAUGAAAUCCGAAAUGAGAUCCAUGAUCGACAAUCAAGUCUGGGACUUAGUUGAUCUACCUGAUGGUUGUAGAACCAUUGGGUGCAAAUGGAUCUACAAAAAGAAAUUAGACAAAGAUGACAAUGUAGAUGUCUAUAAAGCACGUUUAGUGGCGAAAGGUUACAAACAAAUUCAUGGUAUAGACUAUGAUGAAACAUUCUCGCCAGUUGCCAUGCUUAAAUCAAUUCGGAUUCUCUUAGCAAUUGCCGCUCAUUUUGAUUAUGGGAUUUGGCAAAUAGAUGUCAAAACUGCUUUCCUAAAUGAAAAUCUAGAUGAUGACGUGUAUAUGAUACAACCUGAGGGUUUUGAACAUCCAAGCAAUGCUGGGAAGGUAUGCAAGCUCAAAAGAUCAAUAUAUGGUCUGAAGCAAGCGUCUCGGAGUUGGAAUCUUCGUUUUGAUGCUGCAAACAAAGAGUUUGGUUUCAAUCAAAACGAAGAGGAACCUUGUGUUUACAAGAAAUUGAGUGGAAGUGCAAUCACUUUCCUAGUCUUAUAUGUAGAUGACAUACUUCUCAUUGGGAAUGAUGUUCCGAUGCUUUCGUCUGUAAAGGCUUGGCUUGGAAAGUGUUUCUCAAUGAAAGACUUGGGUGAUGCAUCCUAUGUGUUAGGGAUCAAGAUCUAUAGAGAUAGAUCUAGAAAACUAAUAGGACUAAGUCAAAGUAACUACAUUGAUAAGGUCCUACAUAGGUUCAAUAUGCAAGAUUCCAAGAGAGGAUUCUUGCCUAUGUCACAUGGCACACAUCUCAGCAAGACUCAGUGUGCACAAACAAAAGAUGAGCGAGAUCGAAUGAAUAGAGUCACAUAUGCUUCUGCUAUAGGUUCUAUCAUGUACGCUAUGUUAUUUAUUCGCCCUGAUGUAGCUUGCACUCUAAGAAUGACUAGUAGAUACCAGUCAGAUCCAGGUGAUAGUCACUAGAUAGCGGUCAAGAAUAUUCUGAAGUACUUGAGAAGAACUGAGGAUGUAUUCUUGGUCUAUGGAGGUGAAGAUCAGCUCAUUGUAAAUGGUUACACAGAUGCUGGGUUCCAAUCCGAUAAGGAUGAUUUUAGAUCGCAGUCAGGAUUUGUAUUUUGCCUCAAUGGUGGAGCAGUGAGCUGGAGGAGUUCUAAACAAGACACGGUGGUUGAUUCUUCAACAGAAGCUGAGUACAUUGCUGCUUCAGAAGCAACAAAAGAAGCAGUAUGGAUAAGGAAAUUCAUCAUUGAGCUUGGUGUCGUUCCUAGUAUUGUUGGACCAAUGGACUUAUAUUGUGAUGACAAUGGAGCCAUUGCACAAGCCAAGGAAUCUAGAUCACACCAAAAAUCAAAGCAUGUACUCAGGCGAUAUCGUCUCAUUCGAGAGAUAGUCAAUAGAUGUGACGUCAAGAUAUGCAAAGUAUCAACAGAUACAAAUGUGGCUGACCCGCUCACCAAGCCACUACCACAAGCAAAGCAUGAACGUCAUACUAGUGCAUUAUGCAUUCGUUUUGUUCACGAUUGGUCCUAGUGCAAAUGGGAGACUGUUGGAAGUAUGCCCUAGGACAAUCAUACUUUAUGAUUUAUCGAUGAAUAUUUAAUGCUCAUUAAUUAAUAAAGUCACAAACUCAUUUUAUGUUAAUUAUUAUCUUGAGUUUUAUUUAUUAAUAUUUAGUCCAUGAAUAUUAUGUUUACUAGCUAAUUAAGUACGUGACUUAAUUGUGGAAUGCUACACUUUAAAAUAAACAUAAUAUUUUAAUUGUCCCUGGUCUAAUAUUAUUAAUUUGGGACAUUAAUUAUUAAUAGACCAGUAUGUGGAUUAACUGAUGGCUAUAUUCCACUAGUCAUGUGUAUAGAGAUAUCAAGUUAAUAACAUAGAUGCUUGUUAGUGAACAAGUUCAUUGGAUAGACCCAACUUGAGGACACUGCUAGGUUAUAUGUCAUCAGUGUUGUCCUCAAUAAUGAUGAGAUGAUAUAUUCUUAUACUUGAGAUAAUCAUGGUUACUUGCAUGUGAAUUAAUAUGUAUUAACACCAUUAAUUGUUAUCUUUAAACGAGCUGAGUAAUUUUAAAGGUGGUGAUUGUACAUAUUAUGAACCAUGUAGUGGUAUGUGAAUUAUCAAGAUAGUUUUUGUCACUCUCGUAUAGCGAGAGAAAGAUAUCUAUUGGGCCCAUUGACAAGUAAGAUUAAUUAGCAUGACCAUGCUCAAAUGAGGUGUCAUUUGUUCAAAAUUAAUCUUACUUGGUAAUCAAAAAAUAUUAAUUGAGAAUAACAAGGAUGACACGACCUAACAUUGUCUCAAUUAAGAUAUCGUUUGACAAAAGAGAAUUAUUAGCACAAAUUAAUCAUUAAAAGGUUAUGUCAGAUUUAAUUGACAUUUACAUAUUUUGAAUAGUCAUAAUGCCUUGCUAGAGACCGCUUAUGAUUUCUGAGGCUUGAAUUAAUUUUCUAUCCCACUGUCAACGAUAUAUAAACCUACAGGGUCACACACCUAAGUGAUUUGGAUCAUUAAUGUUCGUUAAUAACAUUAAAAUAGCCUGAUUAACCCAAUUCGAAGUAGGUUUUCAAAUGAUAUUGGGCUAGGGCCUCCAGGAGAGUUUUAUUAGCUAUAAAACUCCUUCUUUCCCCCUCUUAUAAAUAGGGCUAAGGAGACCCAUGGAUUUCAAGAGUUAAAAUUCACAUCUCAAAACCUAGAGAGAGAGAGAGAGAAAGAAGAGAACGCUAGCACAUUCCCUGUGGCCGAUCCAGUCACGUGCGUGUGGAUACCAGUAGAGCUCGAGAUUGUUUUUUCGGAGUGUCGUACAUCCUUGCUUAAGAUUGCUAUGUAAGUCCCUCUUAUAUCUUGUAAUUUCAUUUAUAGUAAGAACCUCAGAUCCAGUUGUUUACUUUUGGGCAAUAUUUUUUUUUUGUUUAUUCUGCUGAGUUUUUCUACCUGAAACUCAACACGUAGCACACUAGCACUACUAGUAGGGCUGUUAACGAGUCGAGCCCGAACACCCAAAGCUCGAGUUCGGCUCGAUAAAGAAUUUGUUGUGUUUGGGUUCAAGCUCGAAGCUCGACAAGCUUUAGAAAUGAGGCUCGUGUUCGGCUCGAUAGGCGUUCGAUGUUUGAACCGAGCGCUCAAUAAGCUCGAUAAAUAUGCUCAAAUUUAAAAUUUUAGGUGAUGCUCGUUAAUAGGCUCGUGCUCGAAUCAUUCGACAAGUAUUCGGUUCAUUAAUAAUCAUAUUUAAACUCAUAAAAUCAUACUAAUUAUAUUUAAAUUUUGACAUACAAGUAUUCGAUAGGCUUGAGUUCGAACCGAGCUGAAUACUACUAUGUUCGAGCUCGGCUCGAUUAGUUUUUCCAACUUAAAACUUAGGUCGGGUUCGAGUUCGAAAGCUCGUUAAGCUCGACUCGUAGGUUCGAAACUGAGCUCAAACUUGAAUAGUUCGAUAAAUGCUCGUUUCGUCAACAGCCCUAACUACAAGCAUACUUUCACUAAACAAAGUUACAUAGGACUACAAAUGUCAUACAUAAACAUAAACAUAAAGUGUACUACAUACUAAAAAUAUGUAGUAUCUUAAAUUUUAAUUACUCAAAUAGAGCUUAUUGAUAAAGAUGUGACAAAAGUUACUAUAAGCACGGGUAUAUGUCAUCACAAUCAUGGUCGGAAGUAGGGGGGUCAGACGGGCCCUAUCUCACCCUAAAUUUGAAAAUUCUUUGUAUUUUUAGUCAAAAAAUCUAUGUGUAAAAUUUUAUUUGAAAAAGUUCUUUGUACUGGUUCACCCCAACCUUCUAUUCUAGUUACGCCCCUCUUCACAAUCACUUUGUUGUAAAAUUCAAUAUACAACCAGCAAUGGAAUUUCUUAGGGGUGGACAUAAAACUCGAACCGAACCGGUACCGAACCGUCCCGUAAUGGUACCGAACCGAAUAUCGGGUAUUUAGACGGUUCUAUAGAAUUGUAUCUCGUACCAAAACCGUACCGUUUAAAACGGGUACGGGACUGGUCCUAGAUUUUGAGAACCAAAAAAUACCGGACCGAACCGUUCGAAAAUAAUGCAUUUGAAUUUUUUAUAUUUUUUCUAUACCAAUAGAUCUCUUUUAUAGACUAACAAUUUUAUAGCCCAAGUAUGUAUUCAUGUGUUCCUAAGAUAUCUAAAUGUGUGUGUUUAUAUAUGUAUUGUUAUUUUUUCUUUUCAGAUAAUUUAUGUUAUACUUUGUUAUGUAUUGAAAGAAUAUUAAAAUUUUAGAAAUCAUUAAUGAUACUCAUUUCUAGUAAUGUAAUGUCCAUGACUUUUUGUUGUAUCAUGUUUGUACAAUUUUUACAACUUAAUUAAUAUGGUUUAAAUCUUAGCUCUCAAGGUUCAACUAUAAAUUAAAUUAGAACUAGGGAGUAAUAUUUAACCUAGAACGAAGAAGAACGUUGACGAUUUCUAUCAUAUUCAACAAUUUGAUGAUAUUCGUUUUUAUAUUUUCACAUUAACUUAGUAAACUAAAGAUGAUAUUUAUCUCGUGCGUCAUCGUUUUUCUAUACUUUUUCUUAGUUGUGUUGCACUAUUUGUGUAUUUGUGAAUAUUAGUACUAUGUAUGCAAUUUCUUGUAUUUAUAUCAACAUUUCACGCGAGUUGAUUGGUGUGAUGAUAUCUACUAAUUGCAAGUUUUGUUCAAAUUUUUAGCAUGCGUUUGACAUUGUACCGUACCAUUUUGUACCGUUCCGAAACGACAUGGUACCGAACGGUUCUAUCCUUGGAACCGGACCGUACCGGAUUAUUAAAAACCUCACGGAUACAUUACUACGGGUUUUAUCAAUUUACCGGACCGUUCCGAAUCGCGCCCACUCCUAGAAUUUCAAUUUCAAUUUCUGUUAUUUUUUUUAUUCAGAAUUACACUGCUCCUUAAUUUUAGUGAAAUCGUGGAACGCCUGUUUCGAAAAUGGAAUCGCCCUGGCGAAGAAAUCGAAUCGCCGGCGUCUAUUAAUUUCUGGAAUAAUAUAAAAUUCAUACUCCUCCUCUGCUCUGCUACGUGUAUUGGUACUGCCAUCAAUGGAUUUCUGGAGAAUCAAGAAACUGAGUCAAAUGGUCAACGGCCACGAUGAGGAGGCCAGGCUCCUCCGCCGUUUUGCCCCCAUUCAGGCCCUGCAGAUAAGGUCCGUCUUCUGUCCUACCGGCCUCCUCUACCGGGAAGUCCUUGUCUACUCACCAACGGCGCCUUUUACUGACCCGCCGUCGUGGAUCACCUUGAGAGAGGCGGAGGACCGCCUCCGCGUAUUACUGAGGCAUGAAGAAGCCGACCGCCUCUGCAGCCGAGCGGUGACCCGGUUGGGUCGGAAGAUUACCACUGCCGAUCUCUCCAAACUCCCCGUCGAGGAAAUGCGCGUCUUGCGGUUGUCUAACGCCAAAUACAAGUCUAUCCCCGAUGACCAGCACAUUGUCGCCGCCGCCUCCGGCGUUGAAAAAACCGGCAACCGUCCUGGCAGGUCGACUUCAUUUCUUGCGAUGGGCAAGGAGUGGUGGAUCGGGUAAUGCGGGAGUAGAGAUAAUAGGAAGGGAAAUUUUCGGAAAUUGGAGAUUUUUUGGGUUCUUCUAUGGUACCAAGAUAAAUUAGAAGGUUUCGGUACCCAUAUUUUUUUAAACCAAUCGGAAUACAAGAAAUUGUCACCUCACAUUUGUAUUUGCAAUUUAAUGCCUCCCGAAUUCCUAGUUAUGGGAUGAGAAAGAAAGUUAAACAUUCAUGCUUGCACAUACAUCUUGUUUUAAGUGGAAAAUAGAAAAUAGUUGAUUGACAUCUGUCAUCAACCUUAAUUACAGGAAAUCAUCUACUUCUUAUAUACUACGGGUCCUUUAACAAACAGUGCCAUCUUCCUUGAAAUCAUCUUGCUGGUUCGUUGAAAUCCUUCUGGCAAUUAAAAUCCCUAAAACAUGAAUUGAGGCUUGAUUCGUUUCUUAAAUCCUUGAAAGGACCAAUAUAAAUCUUUGGAUUUUUAGCAUCAAAUCAAAUCCCGACGGAAACCCUUGUGCUACUGAUGUCCAAUGAAACCCGACGCAAUACCCUGUGCCCCCCAAAGACGACGCGCCUGAAAGCUCAUUCGAUAGUUGUUGGCCUAAAAUCGUUUAGCCCUGAGCCCCAUUCCUUUGGCCUAGAGUUUGUCUAUAAUGGGCGGCGUGUAGGAUUUCUGGGGCGGUGGCUUGGUGCGACGACUUGAAUGGUGGAAAUGGUGGCUUGGUCGUGGUUGGGCGGAUUGGGGACCGGAGGUGGCUGGGGACAGGUCAGGGGGUGGGGUGGGAUAGGGGCUGUGUUUGUGGUGCUAAGGCGUGGGGAUGGGUGGGGCAGUGGUAGAUGGCAGUGGCGAUGGAGAAAAAGUCGUUGAAGAUUGCUUGUCACCGUGGAGAUGUCACUCCGGCGGUGUUACUGUGGCCGGCGACGGUAGUGACAGGAGCGAUGACGACGAUAGUGACAUGGCGAUGGCGGGAGUGACAUCGAAAAGUGACAUGAAAAUGAUACACUGAUAUGAAUAUUUGGAUGUCACUUUGUUUUAGUUACAUUUUUGUCUAAAUGUAAUUGUGGUCACAUUUUUGAUAAUUAGCUUUGGUUUAGUAAUAUUUAGGGAAUAACCCCUAAUCAGAUUCAUAUCUUGAUAUCGGAUUAUUUUAGCAAAUAAUCUCAUUAAAUAAUUUAUGUCACUCAACGAUAAUUUUCUAAAAACUGUCAUGUCACUAACUUAAUCUCUUAAUAAUUGUUAAGACUCGAGGUUCCAUCCUAAAAGAUCAACUUGAUAGGAGGAGUAGUCAAAGCUUCAUAUAGUGUUUAAUUGUUUUAUAACUUUCCGGUGUGGGACAAAUGUUUUGACAAUAAUCCUAGCAAUGAAGAUGCCCUUGUACUCAAAUUUCAACCACAAGUUUACAUUUUUCAUCCACUUUAUUAGUAAUCGUGACAAAAGAAAAUGAGACGCAUAAAAUAUGACGGAGGUAGUAUUGUUUUUGUUUUUAUCAUAACAAAUAUUGAGUACUUCUAAAAUUCAUGCGUUAGAGCAAUAAAAAAAAUCACGUGUUAGGCAAUUAAUUUUUUAUUUUAAAAAAUAUAAAACAAGCUUUUCGAAAUUGGAAUAAAGUAUUUGCUGAAUUUUGAUUGAGUUAGUUUCUCCUUAAAUCUCAUGUAAAUUGCGUAUGCAGUUUUCCUUUUUAUGAGCGGUGCAACUGCAUUUUUAAAAAAAUCUGAUUGGUGUAUAAACUGAGGUAUCUAAACCUUCGAAAUUUUGGAAUGCACGGUAGAAUUUUCCAGAUUUUUUUUGUGAUGUUUCAAACAAAUUCGAGAUUUUUUUGUCAGAAGUUUUGUAGCUAGUGCCAAAAUAUUUUUACUUUAAAUAAAAAUGGCUGUCUUAUUGUAGAAUUCAUGCGUAUGUAAGACAAUUUAUACGGAGUAUAAGCUAUGUUUGCAAAUACUUCCUCCGUCCCAUUUUACUUGGUCAAUAUUGACUUUUCAAAUCAAUAGAGUCUAACUUUGACUGAUUAUAUGUUUGUAUAGAGAAAAUAUUAAUAAUAUGAAAAUGUUCUUUGUUAAAAAUACUAUCAUAAAAGUAUAAAAUUAUUAAAUUUUGCAUAAAUAUAUUAGUUUGAAUAAUUGGUCAAAGUUUAUCAUCUUUGACUGGAAAAGUCAAAGAUGACUAAGUAAAUUGGAAAAAGCUAAAAAGGUGUUUGGAAGGAUAAAAUUCUACUUCAUUUUAAGUGCUUUAAGCUAAAAGCUCAAAGCACCUCCAAAGAUGCUUUUAUACGUGCACAGGUAGCUCAGUUGUUUCAGUGCUGGAAAAUUUGGAACAUUUACCAAUGUUCAAAAACCUGCAGUGGUUGUGUGGAGGUUACAACUCCUGCUUGCUGGGCUGGAUGUCCGGUGCGCACAUGUAUAAGACCUAUCAUCAUUGGAUUGACUGAGUUACCGUGACUAACAUCCUCCCUAAAAUCCUGUCAGAUCGGAUGUGGUGGAGCCCUUGGGAUUGGGGAUUUAACCCUUUUUAGAACAUUUAAAUGCAUAAAUGGCCCUUGAACUAUCAUCAGCAUAUCAUUUUGGUCCUCGAACUAUUAAAUCUAUCAUUUUAGUUUUUAGUCUAUUUUAUCUAUAUUAAUCGACUUCUUCCGUUAAAUUUGCCUUUAACUUUGAUUGAAGCUAAUUAAUUAUUAACAUCUCAUAAUUUUAAACAUUUUGGAACAAUACAAUCAUUCUUAAAAUUUUAGUAGUUUUAUCUAGUUUUUUUAAAUAUACAUAUAUGUACACAUACACAUAUAAAAAUUAUAAAUAAAUAAUAUAAAAUCAAAUUUACGGCCUAAAUAACACGUAUUAUAUAAUAGAAAAUCA
Messenger RNA from Cuscuta europaea, 9617 nucleotides. The record is from the annotation of a GenBank genome assembly. Lineage: Eukaryota; Viridiplantae; Streptophyta; Magnoliopsida; Solanales; Convolvulaceae.